Molecule: messenger RNA, 555 nt
Organism: Penicillium cinerascens
Lineage: Eukaryota; Fungi; Ascomycota; Eurotiomycetes; Eurotiales; Aspergillaceae
Exons: 1
Coding region: 1-555 (184 amino acids)
Source: RefSeq, a predicted model, not a curated record
AUGAAGUUCACCGGCGUCGCUGCUAUGGCUUUCAUGGGCUGUGCCCUCGCCCUGCCUCAUGCUCCUUCUUCCAGCGGAUCUGUCUCCAGUACUGUCACCCCGACCAGCACUGUCACCCCGACUUCCUCGGCUACCCCCAGCUGGCCCUUCGAGAAGCGCCAGCUGCCCAUUCCCUCGGGCAUCCUCUCCGGCCUGGAGUCCGUCUUCCCCGAGCCCACUGGUCUGCCCACUGGUUUCCCCAAGCGCCAGUUCUUUGCUACCUCGAGCUCUACUUCCGCUAGCUCUACUCCCGCGAGCUCUACUCCCGCCAGCUUCACCAGUUUCCCCACUGGUCUCCCCAAGCGCCAGUUCUUCGCUACCUCGAGCUCUACUCCCGCUAGCUCUACUCCCGCCAGCUCUUCCUCCAGCUUCACCAGUUUCCCCACUGGUCUCCCCAAGCGCCAGUUCUUCGCUACCUCCAGCUCUACCUCUACUCCCGCUAGCUCUACCCCCGCAAGCUCUACUCCCGUCAGCUCUUCCUCCAGCUUCACCCUGGUCCCCACUUUCCGCGUUUAA